GGGUGCCCUCAGAAAAGCACUGUAAUUUGCCAUCAGAUGUCAUUGCGCCCGCUGCGAACGCUGCAUCGCCUGAAGCCGUGGUGUCGCGCUGUCGUGGAGGUAGCUUCGCAGGACGGCCUCCAGCACAGUCCUUCGAGCAAGACCGCCUUCCAAGCCAGCUGCGGCAAUGGAUCACCCCGGGCGCAGAGCUUUAUGUGAAGAAUCCCAUCUGCUCGCAGAUGGACCAAAUGCUUCUGAAGUGCGAGCAGCCUGAAGCCGUGCUGGCAUUGCUCGUCACGCAUCGGGGCGUAUUCUUCGUGCACAACCUGGUGACCGCCAUUCAGGUUUUGGCGUCCUUGGACGAGGUCAAGGACCCAAUCGCCUUGAAUCGGCUUCUGCGGGACCCAAGAUACGACCUGCUGUUGCGGGACCUGGUCCGGUUUGUUCCCAAGCUGGACUUCCAAGCCAUGACUCACAUCGUGCACUGCCUGCAGCAGUUGGAUCACAAGUACUACGCGCUGUUCUCCCGCAUGCUGCGACCGCUGAUGCAACAGCCCUGCCCCGAUGUGUCAAUUCUGCUUCGGUGCUUGCAGGCCUAUUGCUGGGCGGGCUACCAUCAGCAGAGCCACUUCUUCGGGCACUUCGCAAAUCUGAUGACUGAUGCUGACCUCGAGCUGGAGCAGCUGGUGGAGGGUGUCGUGCUCUUUUCAGGCACAGCGGAGUAUCAGGAGAAGUUCUUCCAUACUGCAGAGCAGCGCCUCUUGCGAGACUUGCCCUUGCUCUCGCCGCACCAGGCGAGCCUUGUGGCCUUAGCCUUUACAGCGCAUUUGCACAGCCACGACCAGCUGUUGGAGGCGGUUGCCGGUCUGGUGCAACUCCAGGCUAUGAGCAUGGAACCUGCAGAUAUCGUUCGAUGCCUGCAGGCCUUCCACAGGGCCGUUCUUUUCUUCCCGGAUGCCGUGCGCGCAGGCCUGGACGCUUGCUCCGUGCCUUUGUACCGCGCCUGGCUGCUGCGGACGCCCUGCCCCGCCUUGGCGCCCACGGACGUGGCGGAGCUACUGGAGAGCGCGGCCUUCUUCGGCAUCCCAACGGAUCUGACCAGAGUAGCCCUCGAGUACUUGGCCGAUCACGUAGAUGCGGUGCCGGAGCGGGCAGCCAUCCAAACUGUCUACGCCAUGUGCAUGACAGGUGCGGUGGCGAACCAUUCCAAGUUGCUGCUCUACCUCUUUCGCAAGAUUGGUGCCGGAACCGCCUGGGAAGCUCAGCGAGUCCGAGUCUUCCAGAUUUGGAUGUCUCAACUCCUUCAGUUCCCCUGGCUGGACGCGCGCCUCAAAAAGCGCUGCAUUGAGACAGGCAUGCGCGCCUGGUGCUUGCACCGGGGCGGCUUCGGGUGCCCGCACCCCGAGGAGGUGCGGGAGGUCUCUGAGGAGCUGAAGAGCAUGGGGGUGGCGCACCAAAGCUUCGUGCACGUGAAGGACACGCCCUAUGAACUGGACGUGGUCAUCGGGGACCGCAAGGCUGCGCUGCUGGUGUCCUCGGAGACAGCGAGGAACACGUUGACGCCGGUGGGUGGCACCCUUUUGCAGAUCAAGCAUUUGCAGGACCGGGGCUGGCGCUUGCUGGUCAUCCCUCGUGUCGCCUGGCGCCGGCUGCCUGCAGUGUCCAGGGCUCGCUAUCUCAGUCUCCUGUUGGAUGGCUUGGCCUCGUCGCAGCAAAGUCUCUCUGCAUCAGAGGUAACAAGACUUCCCGACCCCAGCUGGGAGGAGUGAGCAGCCAGCGUUAAUGCAGGGUCAAGGUGUUUUGAGGGAGAAGGCUGUGCAAUGCAGAUGGAGCUUCACCGAGCAUUCACUGUCUGCCCCAAGAGCCUCGGCCGGAGGGUAGUGCAAAACCAUGCUCAGGA
This is a messenger RNA of Effrenium voratum, 1879 nucleotides long. NCBI's taxonomy places the organism in Eukaryota, Dinophyceae, Suessiales, Symbiodiniaceae. The record is from the annotation of a GenBank genome assembly.